This is a messenger RNA of Phragmites australis (common reed), 1984 nucleotides long. RefSeq names its product protein HOMOLOG OF MAMMALIAN LYST-INTERACTING PROTEIN 5-like. The record is from RefSeq and is a predicted model, not a curated record. Lineage: Eukaryota; Viridiplantae; Streptophyta; Magnoliopsida; Poales; Poaceae. Gene Ontology annotation, biological process: late endosome to vacuole transport via multivesicular body sorting pathway. The coding region runs from base 242 to 1663 and encodes 473 amino acids. Gene Ontology annotation, cellular component: multivesicular body. The transcript has 7 exons.
UGCAAACGCGCAACAACCUCGGGGUACCUCCUUGCGAAAUUGCCCUCCACGAUCCCAAGCUUUUCCCUCUCCUCUGUCUCCUUCCGACGAAGGCGCAGCAGCCGCAGCGACUCCUCACCCCAAACCAAACCAAUCCGCCGCCUCUCAAUCCCCAGCUCCCGCCGCCGCCGCCUUCUCUUCCUCCGGCGAUCGGCGCCGCCUCCAGUAUUCGCACCCCGAGUCCCGAAUCCUCCCUCCUUCGAUGGGGAGCGAUGCGGAGCCCGCCAAGGGGCUGCUGCCCUACCUGCAGCGCGCCGAUGAGCUGCAGAAGCACGAGCCCCUCGUCGCAUACUACUGUCGGCUCUUCGCGAUGGAGAGGGGGCUGAUGAUCCCGCAGAAGGAGCGCACCAAGACCACCAACUCCGUUCUCGUCUCCCUCAUGAACCAGCUGGAGAAGGACAAGAAAUCUUUGACUUUGGGGCCUGAUGAUCAUCUUCAUGUGGAGGGGUUUGCAUUGAAUGUCUUUGCUAAAGCUGAUAAACAGGACCGUGCUGGACGAGCUGACAUAAAUACUGCUAAAACCUUCUAUGCUGCGAGCAUCUUCUUUGAGAUUCUUAACCAGUUUGGCGAGCUUCAACCUGAUGUUGCGCAGAAGCAGAAAUAUGCCAUCUGGAAAGCAGCUGAAAUAAGGAAAGCUCUCAAAGAAGGACGGAAGCCUGAAGCUGGACCUCCUGGUGGGGAUAAAGAUGAAGCACAUGUCAGUACCACCACAAUUCCUCAUGAUAUGGGGCGAAGCCAGUCAUUCAGCAGCAGGCAGCAUGGCAGUGAAGCACCAUACCAACCUGUAGACAAGGAUUUUAGUAGGUGCGAUAGCUUUUCUGCUGUCCAGCCAGGAAAUAAUUUGCCUCGACAAAGUACAGAGUUCCAUGAUCAUUCCCCUGCCCAGUCACCUUAUUCACCCCCACCCCCACCCCCACAGUCCCAGCAUCCAUCUCCAUCACAAUCUCAUUCCUCUCCCUCAUACCACGGAACAGAUUACCCUUCUUCUGAUGUCCACAAACCACCACCAAAUUAUUCAUCUUCCCCGUACACAAGCACAGACUACCCUACCAAUGAGGUCCACAAACCACCAUCCAAUUAUUCCCCACCCCCUUACACAAGAACAGACUACACUUCCAAUGAUGGCUACAGUCCUCAUAGCAAUGAUAAACCAGAUGUUUCAGCUUAUCCUCAGACAUACCACCCCCCACCCUACACAAUUGAACCCCAACACAGCUCUCAAAACUACUACUCUAUGGAAACCCCACCUGCUCCAUACAACUACCCUAAUUUCCAGUCGUUUCCAAGCUUCCAGGACAGCACAUUACCUUCUGUGCCAACGCAUCAAUCACCAUUCUACCCUGCAGGUGAUGGUCCUGCCCCUACAUCAUACUCUCCUGCAUCGAAUCCCUCCGACCCAACACAAUACUCCAGUGCUGAUUCUGCGCAUCAAGUUACUACUCCAGCUGCACCACCAGCUAGCCAAUAUAAGUAUGAUAGCAGUUACCAGCCAGCAGCUGAGAAGAUCGCCGAGGCUCACAAGGCAGCAAGAUUUGCGGUCGGCGCUCUUGCAUUCGAUGAUGUGUCUGUUGCUGUGGAUCAUCUGAAGCGUGCUCUGGAUUUUCUGACGAACCCUUCCUGCUGAAACUCAUUAGAGCUUUCCUGUGGUCUUCUCAAAAGCAUGUUCUGUACAUAUACUACAUUUGUAUACUACCCCAUGGAAGUGUUACCAGGUUGCAUACAUACAAGAUACUGGGGUGGCCACACAAAUCUAGGAGAUAGCAAGGGCACCUUUCCGCGUGGACUUCCAAGCAGUGACACUGUUUGCAGGAAACCAGUUUCUUGUGUCAAAUUCAAUGAUUCAUUAUCAGAGUUUUGUUGUAAUAAGGCUGUGUAACCCAUUGUAUUUAUUUCACAUUCUUGAGGGCUGGUAUGGUAUUUUUUGGGUUUGUACUGAUUGCUGCAA